Molecule: messenger RNA, 1163 nt
Organism: Microplitis mediator
Lineage: Eukaryota; Metazoa; Arthropoda; Insecta; Hymenoptera; Braconidae
Exons: 6
Coding region: 634-1128 (164 amino acids)
Source: RefSeq, a predicted model, not a curated record
CAUCGAAGGAUCUUUCAAAGUAGUUCAUAUUUCAAUAAUAUAAAUGAUGAAUUUCUAAAUAAAAUGAUUUCUUAUUUUCAUUUGUAGUGUCUACCACAAAUACCAGUAUUUAGCCAAUUGCUAUCAUUUCACCUGAAAAAAUUUGACAAGGGAAUCGCUUCAUUAUUUGUUCUCUGUGGUGAAAGAAGCGAAGCAGUAUAUGAAAGUGUUUUCAAAUUCCUAAUUACGGAUCUUGAAAUCAAGAAUUUAAAGUGCAUAACAUGCCACUACGACGCAAUAUUAAUAAAUGGUAUAAGACGAGUUCUUCCAAACGUCGUUAUUAGAGGCUCUCUUUACCAUUAUGUUAAAUUUCUUAACCGAAAAUGGAAUAAUCUUAAUCUGCCUGCUAAAGAUGAAGAUGAAGUGUUUGACCUGAGCUCAAUUCUAAAAUUGAUACCAAAAGAACUGAUUAAAAGUGGCAUUGAUCUCCUCAUAUCAAAAGGAGAAGCGUUAUCGAAAAUUAAUGAAGACUAUAUAGCAUAUUGUAAAUUCGUGGAGAAAAGUGAAGUAUUCAUUAGUCAUGAAACUUUCAUUGAUGAGAACGUUAAAAAUGCGAUUCAUUACUCUGAAAGUUUUAUCCUCAAUGAAAGAAGAAUGCUUGGCACUCACCCAACGUUGCAUGUAUUUUUACAAUCAAUUAAAAAAUGCAUUUAUGAAAGUGAAGUAGAAUUUCGGACAGUCACAAAAGAAACUAAAAUUUCACAUGAAGUUAAAAUUACUUCAUCGUUAAUACAAAUACAAAAUAAAUUGAAGAAAAAAAAAAUAACGAUUGAAGAAUUUACAAAUAACUUAGCUAUAAACAAUUUAAAAAUAAAAAUUGGAGUUUCGUUGAACUGGCCUCAAUACCGCAAUGAUGAUUGUAAAUUAGAUUCUUUCCCGAAUCCCAGAUUAUAUUUCUCAAAGGAUGAAAAUGAAGAAGAACUCGAAAAUCCAUGCUGCUAUUGUUUCAAUGAGGAAGCUUCCAUCCAGGUAAGAGGCUGCAAUCAUUUCAUUGGAUGCUAUGCGUGCUGGUUUGAAGCUUCAAUUCGGUACAAAAAAAAAACGUGUCCCAAGUGCAGAGCCAAUUACCAAAAAGUCAACAUUUAUUAAUUGUUUGCAUUGUUUUUGUUUUUUUUUGUUAUUAA